Molecule: messenger RNA, 1665 nt
Organism: Carassius auratus (goldfish)
Lineage: Eukaryota; Metazoa; Chordata; Actinopteri; Cypriniformes; Cyprinidae
Product: membrane-spanning 4-domains subfamily A member 4A-like
Exons: 8
Coding region: 160-912 (250 amino acids)
Cellular component (GO): membrane
Source: RefSeq, a predicted model, not a curated record
ACCAAUCACAGUCGGGGUGGUGCUCGUCAGAGCGUUUACAGGGGUUCACGUGUAAUUCGAAACCAACACACAAUCUUGUGAUAAGAGCGCAUUUCUGAUCGCUGCAAACCAAAGCUUCUGUCUUUUAUUAAUCGGUCAUUUGGAGAUUCAGAAACCAGAAUGUCCAGCACUGUCAUACCCAUGACCUCUUCAGCGCUCAUCAUCCAGCUGCAACCGCUAACACAAUCAACAAAUGCUCCUGUUUAUGAACAGCACGUGGCAGGAGUUUCACCUCUUCAUGGACUUCAGGCAUUUCUCAAAGGCCAGCCGAAAGCCCUUGGGACGGUCCAGAUUAUGAUUGGUCUGCUGACUCUCCUGUUAGGCAUUGUGUCUACAGUUUAUGCAAGUCAUGGCUUUGUCUAUAGUGGACUGCCUUACUGGGGAUCUGUCAUCUACAUUACUGCAGGCUCACUCUGCAUUGCUGCCGAAAAUAAGAUUAAUUUACCCUCCAGUUUGUGUUUGGUGAAUGCUUCACUUGGAAUGAACAUUUUCAGUACUAUAACCGCCGGCAUUGCCAUUAUUUUAACCUCUCUGGAUUUGGUUAUAGGGCCAUACACUUACUGCUACCAUUAUGACUGUUCUUAUGUAGGACAAUAUGAGACUCUCUUCAGGGGAAUCAGAGGAGUGUUGCUGUUAUUCUCUGUGCUUGAGUUUAUCAUCUCCAUCUGUCUGUCAGCAUUUGCCUGUAAAGCCACUGGCUGCUGUUUUUCUCCUCAGGUGCAGUUUGCUCAAGUUCUUCCACCACAGCCCUGUGAUUUCAGGCCCAAUCAUUUCCACGAUCUCAACAGCUCAGAGAUCCCUGUGGCCAGCAGCUCUUCCUCUCAUCAUUCUGCAGACGCUCCUCCACAAUACAAUGAAAUAAAUAAGUAUUAAAAAUUGGACAGUUGUCCCAUAUGAAAGAAAAAUAUAUGGGAAUGUUUUGGAAAAUAUAAUGCAGUUUAUUACAUAAAACAUUUCUAUAUAUGGGAAACCAGCGCUUAUAUUUUUCAGUAUUCUGCAGUAUAUUCAUGGAUCAUGUUUAGAUGUGUUUUUAUGCAUUUAAAAAAAUACUUUUAAUUUGGCAUGAAGUAGCUUUAUUGAAACAUUUUCUCUUUCAAAAGUUACAGCUGAACACAUUCAUAACUUUUAUAUAUUUUCCUUAUAAUUGUGUAAUUUUCUAGUGCAUGUACCUGUCGCAGUAUAUGUGUGUAUGCAUACAAACAGUUUAUCAUAUGUUUUUCUAUAUAUUAUGAAGAAUAUUAUUGAAUACAUAUAGCAGUCCCUCCAGAAAAAUGCGGAUGUGCAGGAUGGAAUGGAAUAUGCAGGAUAUUUUUGCAAUUUUUUGCAAAGUUCCCACCGCUUGCAAAAACUGCGGUUUGAUGAAAAAGAGAAAAAAAGGUGAUCCCCCCCCCCCCAACACCCUGUUCUCACUACUACUGUAAAGAGUCAUUACUUAUGACUAACUAUGAUAAGCAAGCAUACUAAAUCACAUAAUACUUAAGUUCUCAUUCUGUUUUAUUUCAGACCUUAAAUAACACAUGACCAGAGACAGUCUCUGCUCAAACUUACAAAACAUGGAGUCAAACAAGUUCUCUACCUUUACAAAAGGAAUAUUCAACAACUUCUGUACAAAUGAAUAAAUAAAAU